AUGGCGUGCACGGAAGUAGCCCUGACGGUGUACACGAAAUCCGGAACCACUUAUUUCAUCAUAUACGUCGGCUUCUACACCAACACUUACGCCUUGAUCAUCCCUAGUGCAGACUGUGACGCCGACGGCAACUGCAACAUCGUGAACUUCUCACCCGGAACCUACCUCGACUGUUCGGACUACCGCUUUUUCUGGGUAUCGUGGGAUCUGGCUGGGAAUGUGGCCCUUGGGACCGAUUACGCUGUUGGCGUUAACACUAUCAUCGCUAUCACUAACGGUUUAACCGAAGAGGCUGUUUAUGCCGUGUUCGAGAUAACCGAUUUGUAUGGCGGAUCGAUCUAUCUGUCCGUAGACAAUGAUCCCGUGUUCCUGAACCCCGCACCGGACGGAAGCACUGAGAUUACCCUGACGGAGACGUCGACGGUAGGGACGGUCCUCUACACCAUAGCAACAUCCGACUCUGACGGCGACACCGUGACAGGCUACAUCUUGGAUGACAGCACCUCCUUCGUGUUUUCCGGGAACGAUCUGACCAACCUGAUUGCUCUGGACUAUGAAACUGAAUGUUCCUACCAUGUGAAAAUCACGAUUCACGAUGGUGCCAAUAUGGUAAACACUACUCUGACAAUCAACCUUGUGAACGCCUUCGACGAGCCUCCCAACGUGGACGCCAUGUCUGUGUCACUACCUGAAGAACUUCCUAUCGGCAGCUUCAUCGACAGCGGACUCACAGUUAGCGACAGCGACGAGGGUGACCAGCUGACGUACUCCCUGUCCGGUACACAUGCCGGUUAUUUCGAGGUAAAUUCAGACGGACGGUUAAAGGUCGCAGCCAGAAUAGACUUUGACCCGCCAAAUAGUAUCACACAACUUGAUCAACUGACCUUGACCGUCACUGACCUUGGAUCGAAUACCAACUCAACAACCUUGACCUUUACUGUGAAAGAUGUGAAUGACAUGAAACCACUUUUCUCACAACCUGUGUACAAUGCUGCGGUCACCGAGGGGGCGGGCACAGUUUCUCUCCUCCAACUGACCAUCACUGACGCCGACAGCGGAGUGAACGCGGACUUUGACGUCACGAUGGAUGGCGACGACCCGAGCGACCCAGCGUUUACUUUUGACCCAAGUACACUCCAGUUAUCGGUGGACGCCAACAAACUGGAUUAUGAAAGUCUGGCGGGCACGGCCUUCACGUCCACUCUCACCUUUGUGGCUACCGACAAGGCCACGGAAUAUGAGCCCAGGACCGGAACUACCGUUGCAGUAAUUAAGGUUGACCCCGAGAACGAACACAGUCCAGUGUGGACUACCCAACCAGCUGACACCUCAGUGUCAGAGACAGCUCCUGGAGGUUCCCUUGUCGACACGUACACAGCAACUGAUGACGAUUUCACAGAACAUGGUGACGUCACGUAUAGUAUAAUCAGCAUCACAUCUGCUUCGGGGUCGGAUGGAAGUGGAAUGUUAUCCCUGGACUCGAAAAGUGGCGAGUUGAGAGUUACCUCCCCUCUUGACGCAGAUACGUCGACAGGUGGCGACCCAUCUUAUGACGUUGUAAUCCAGGCUUCAGACUGCUGCAGCAAAACUGUCCAGGCAUCUGUUACGAUCACAGUGACUGGCGAAAACGACAACGCCCCUGCAUUUACACAGCAGAUAUACUACAGUGAACUCGUUGAGGACGUUGCGUCAGGGGAGGUCGUCGCGGAAGCUACUGACGCUGACGGUGACACAUUGACGUUCACAUUGUCUGGGGAAGGCAGCGACAUGUUUUACUAUGCCCCGCCCAAGGUGUAUCUGAACAGUCCGCUUGACUAUGAAACACAACGUUACUACUUCCUGACAGUCAGAGCGAGUGACGGUGUUCAUGAGACCGAUGCCGCCGUCAAUAUCAACGUUACCGACAUCAUCGACGAACCCACUGUCAUAACUGUCCACAAUCCACUCUCCAUUGUUGAAGAACUUCCAGUUGGCACGCCGUUAGGGGGCGUUUAUGACGUCACAGAGAAAGACAAAGACGACGUGCUUAUCUAUAGUCUUGAAGGCACAGAGAGUUCCUACUUCAACAUAGACAGCAUCAGCGGCUUGAUAACCGUCGCCCAGAGAAUCGACCGAGACACAGGUUUAACCGCUAUCACGGACGUCACCUUGAAGGUCACUGACGUUGCAGCUAUGACGUUUUCUCAACCACUCACCUUUGACGUUGUGGACAUCAACGACAACAGUCCACAAUUCACCAGCGACGUCAUCUUCGUAAAUUUGAUGGAAAACACGGGAAUAGACGCAUUGGUGAAGACGUUUAGUGUUACUGACGACGAUGACGGUGAUAACAGCAACGUUGUCGUCUCCAUUGUGAGUGGGGACGAUGCAAACCCGAACGAGAAGUUCCGACUAAAUGGCCUUGAUCUCCUGACCACAUUUACAGCAGUCGACUACGAGGCUCUGAGUUCCACCAACUUCCUGUACACCCUGACCGUGCAAGCCGUGGAUCAGCCGACGACGGAGGCGGCGAAGGCGGCUGUUGCUGUAGUUGUCGUCACAGUGUUACCAGUCAAUGAGCACUCCCCGGUGUGGGCCACAGAUCCUGCUGACACCACUCUGCCGGAAACGUCAUCGCCUGGAACUGUAAUAGCCACCUACACAGCAACUGAUGACGAUCUCAGCAAAGACGGCAACGUCACAUAUGAGCUGUCCUCCAUUUUGGACAACCUGGGAACUGACGGAUCCGGUACAUUCACGUUGGAUUCUGGGAACGGAGAAUUCGCUCUUGCCGCAAAUCUCGACUACGACACGGGCGUAACGUAUUAUGACGUCACGGUCAAGGCCAUUGAUGACGGAACGACGGUACUAAGCGUUGAGAAAACGAUUCGUAUUUCCGUCGGCGCGGAAAAUGACAACCCGCCUGUAUUUAGCAAAUCUGCUUACGAUGGAGAAAUUGCAGAAGACGUUGCCACAGGAACCAGCGUCUUAGGUUUCGUUGUCACUGACGUUGACGGUGAUACAAACACGGUGACAGUGAUAGGAGGCGACGGCACGUUCACAAUCGACGGCGCCGACAUUAAGACGGCGGCUACUCUUGACUAUGAGAUGAGGCGAUGCUACAGUUUCAGAAUCAGAGCAAGUGACGGCGUGCAUGAGACAGAGGUCGCCGUCACCAUCAACGUUACCAACAUCAUCGACGAGAAUCCCGUACUUAACGUCAACACCCCAGUCUCUCUUCUAGAAGAACUACUCCUGGGCACGCCGCUAGGGGGCGUGCAUGACGUCACGGAUAUUGAUGAUGACGACACGCUCACUUAUAGUUUGGAAGGAACCGGAAGUUCCUACUUCAGUAUUGACCCUUCAACCGGCGUGAUGACAGUGGCGCAGAGAAUGGACAGAGAGGCCGGCUUGACCUCCAUCACUGACGUGACCUUGAAGGUGACGGACGCAGGGGGAAACAUAGCGUCAGAAGCGUUGACUUUCGACAUCGUUGACAUCAACGACAACAGCCCUACGUUUGCAGUGGACGUCUUCUUCGUUAACGUUACAGAAAACGCGCCUAAUGGCCAAGUAUUCUUCACGAUCUCAUGUACGGACGCGGACGACGGUGACAAUGCAGCGGUCAGCGUGACAAUCAAGAGCGGAGAUGUCAGCCCUGCCAGGUUCAGUCUCAGCGGCUUUGACCUUGUGUCCACUGGUCAGCCCGUGGACUAUGAAGACCCCUUGGUGCCUGGUAACAUGUACACUCUGUCAAUACAGGCUGAAGACGCCCCUCUGCAAGGGGAUCCCCACGUUGCCAAGGCUACUGUCGUCGUGAUGGUUCUGCCCGAGAACGAAUUCACGCCGGUUUUCACCGCGCCCACCGCAACCGAUGUGACAAUAUCGGAGACCUCGCAGACGUCAUCAGUGGUGGAAACGUUCUCAGCUACCGACGACGAUAAUGGAGAAGACGGACGAGUUGUAUACGAGAUCACAACGGUUCUGCCCGAGAACGAAUUCACGCCAGUUUUCACCGCGCCCACCGCAACCGACGUGACAAUAUCGGAGACCUCGCAGACGUCAUCAGUGGUGGAAACGUUCUCAGCUACCGACGACGAUAAUGGAGAAGACGGACGAGUUGUAUACGAGAUCACAACGGUGAUUGAUCCGUCUGGUGCCGAUGCUUCAACAAAGUUCCUCAUUGAAGAGGCCACUGGAGUUCUCAGAGUAGCGGAAGGUUUGGACGUCGACGUGAUGACUGGUGGCGUGGCCCACUACGACGUCACGGUGAUGGCAACAGACAAAGGACUCACUCCUAAAUCCACAACCCAAUCUCUCCGCGUUACUCUACAGAAUGAAAACGAUUUAACACCAGAGUUUAUAGACUUUACUUACUUCGUCAACGUCCCAGAAGACACAAACGUCAACGACGUCAUCCUGACGUUCAGCGUGCGAGACGGUGACGGUGACACUGUCACUGCAAGUCUGGUUGACGGAGAAACGUCACUGUUCUCUGUCGCUGGAACGGAUGUCGCACUCGCACUGGCGCAAAUGUUGGAUUAUGAAACGUCAUCGAGUCACUCGAUAGUCAUCAGUUCUAAAAUGUUCGCUAAUCUUGUUUCCUGCUGCCGCAGUAUUUCUGACGGAGUACAUUCGGCGAACCAGACACUAGUUGUCAGGGUUACUGACGUUAUAGACGAGACACCCAACGUCGUGACCUUCACCCCUGUUUUCGUGACUGAAGAACUUCCGGUAGGGACGCCAGUGGAUGGCCUUUAUCACAUGACCGACCUUGACACAGGCGAUUCAUGGACCUUCACCUUACAGGGAACUGACAGCUCCUUCUUCACCAUCAACGCUACAUCCGGGUCAGUUAAACUCGCACAGAGAAUUGACCUUGAAGCUCUGGCAGGUGACAACGUCCUUGAUCAACUGACCUUGACAGUGACUGACCAGGCGGGUCUCCAGGCAACGGCUUCUCUCAGUGUGGAAAUACAGGACAUUAACGAUGCUUACCCCACCUUUGCGGAGUCUGUGUACAAAGUCAACAUCUCUGAGAGCUCUUCCACAGAGGUACUGGUGGAUCUCGUCGCUACUGACGCCGACUCCGGCACAAACGGCGCCAUCACCAUGCAGAUCACCGACGGCGACGACCCGGGAGCAAGCAAGUUCCAGCUAAGUGGCACACAGUUGUCUGCUCUUGGUGCUGACCUUGACUACGAGGCCCUGAAGGACACCCAGUACAUGUACAUCCUGACUGUGUCCGCAACCGACUCCCCCUCAGGCGAGGCCCCUAAAACAGGCGUGACCCUGGUUGUUGUCUCGAUAUUACCAGUGAACGAGCAUGCCCCUGUGUGGUCAGCAGCCCUGUCUGUGUCCGGCGGCGCCCUCCCUGACCUCAACAUGAACGAGAACGUCACCGUGGGAUCAGGUCUUCUUACGCUGCAGGCGACUGAUGGCGAUCACGGAGUCGACGGAGACGUCACCUAUACCAUCACAUCCGCAGUCACAAAUACUGGAACCAGUGCCAUAGAUCUGUUCGCCUUAAACCCGGUGACUGGAACUCUACGAACUGCCGGCAACCUGGACCGUGAUAUCACGACAGGACAGAUGUACUACGACCUCACCCUCACAGCUAGAGACGGUGGCGACCCCUACAAGGAGACGUCAGCAACGCUAAAGAUCAUCCUUGACAACGUCAACGACAACGCCCCAGUGUUCACGUCAGCGGACUACAAACUUGACGUUGCGGAAACAACGCCGGUGGGUACGGUGAUACACACGUUCGCCGCCGCCACAGACGUUGACGGUGAUGCUAUCACCUACUCCAUUGUUGGAGGCCACAGCGACGUUUUUGGCACUACGGGAAUGACUGUCGAAACGUUGAGGCAGCUGGAUUAUGAACAGGAGAGAUGCUAUUCCUUGGUCAUACAGUAA
This is a messenger RNA of Haliotis rubra (blacklip abalone), 5898 nucleotides long. RefSeq names its product protocadherin Fat 4-like. The transcript has 23 exons. NCBI's taxonomy places the organism in Eukaryota, Metazoa, Mollusca, Gastropoda, Lepetellida, Haliotidae. Gene Ontology annotation, molecular function: calcium ion binding. The coding region runs from base 1 to 5898 and encodes 1965 amino acids. Gene Ontology annotation, cellular component: membrane. The record is from RefSeq and is a predicted model, not a curated record. Gene Ontology annotation, biological process: homophilic cell-cell adhesion.